UUGUUAGUUUCCGGUCGGAGCUGUAUCCCUUCUAGCCACCAUCAUUUACCUUGUCAUUGCGUAGGUGAAACACAUCCAACUGUUCCGUUUCCGCUGAGGGAUGUUUGCAAACGAAAUCACAUUCGACCUAAGAGGAUAAAAUACGACUUUAAAUUAGCGGUGAAAGUAAAUAAUGGCUCCUCAACCCGUCAUCCGAUCAAGACAGACAGAAAAAACAAUAAAUGGAAUCCCAACUCAAGUUGUCUGCACGGAAUUCAGCAACUACAUUUUUAUAGUUUUGACACAGUACGGUAAAAUUGGGACACUUGUGUCCAUAACACCUGACACGAGGUCUGGUGAGAUCAGCCUGCCCUUGUUCACUACUAGAGUACUGCUGGGAAAGGAUGAGCCUCUUACACAUGUCUACGCCAAGAAUGUUGCAAUGUUUGUCUCGCAGGAAUCGGGCAACCGACCGGUCCUGUUGGGCCUUUCACUUAAAGACAACAGUGCUGAAACUAUGAAAAACGUUAAAGAUAUGAUCAAAGCCUGCCAAGUUUGGUAAACAGGCGGUUACAUGGAAAACUCACUUUUUCUGGAUGAGGAAAAUGACGUAUAUGCACAAUUUUUACAAUGUAAAUCUUGACUUGUCUGUUAUGAAUUUAGACACUUGUGCAGAGAAAGGUCUUAUGUGCUGUUGCUAUUGCACUGCUUGAAAAGCUUGAAUUUUAAUAUUAAAAUUAAAGAGUACUGUUCAAGAUCA
Molecule: messenger RNA, 739 nt
Organism: Cyprinus carpio (common carp)
Lineage: Eukaryota; Metazoa; Chordata; Actinopteri; Cypriniformes; Cyprinidae
Product: proteasome assembly chaperone 3-like
Biological process (GO): proteasome assembly
Source: RefSeq, a predicted model, not a curated record